UUGUAUAUCCGCUCGGAAACGGGCACGGAAUUGUCCCGCGUGGGCACCCCACACACCCCUCGACGCCCGCGGAAGUGUCGGCGGUGGACUCGCCUCACGCGCGGACUACUUUAUGUGCGCGCGGACGGCGGAGGCGGGCAUGUCAGCGGGUGAACAGUGGCACAAAGUUGUGCACUUGUCGGUGUGCCGCUCGGAGGCCUGCUGGUUUACUGUGAGUUGCUUUGCUGCGGCGUAAGUAGGCUUCCAGAUCUCGCAAUCGUGUUGUCGGGGCUCCACGGCCACGUUCUACUUGGAUGCCGGGACUAUGAACGUGAGCAACCACGGGGGCUUCCUGGUGGACCCGGGCGGCAGCUUCAAUGAGGACGCGCCCAGACCUCCAGUCCCCGGGGAAGAGGGCGAGCUGGUGCUCACCGAGUGCCACAACAAAAGCCUCAAAUGCGAGGCGUCCGUGGCCACGCCCAGGCGGCCGGACCAGGACUUGGGCUACGAACCGGAAGGCAGCGCUUCCCCCACGCCGCCUUUCCUGAGAUGGGCCGAGUCGCUUCACUCGCUGCUGGACGACCAGGACGGCAUCCAUCUGUUCAGGACGUUUCUCAAGCAGGAAGCGUGCGCCGACCUGCUGGACUUUUGGUUCGCCUGCAGCGGUUUCCGCAAACUGGAAGCCGGCGAGGGCAACGACGAGAAGCGGCUAAAACUAGCCAAAGCCAUUUAUAAGAAGUACAUCCUGGACAACAAGGGCAUCGUUUCCAGGCAGAUCAAAACGGCGACUAAGUCCUUCAUCAAAGACUCCGUGAUGAAGCUGCAUAUCGAUCCGGCCAUGUUCGACCAGGCCCAGACGGAGAUUCAGACCACGAUGGAGGAAAACACCUACCCUUUAUUUCUUAAAUCGGAUAUAUACUUGGAACACGCUCAGGUAGGGGGCGAGAGUCCCAAGCCUUACGCCGAUCAAAGCCCACUUUUGUCCGACACAAAGAAUCUGGCUGGAUAUUUGCCCACGUUAACCGAGCACGAGGAGUGGAGAUGUGAGUCGGAAGAACCUGCCGAUUGUGACCUCGUGCCCAGACUCACUCAGAGGCUUCUCACAGAGACGCCAUCGCAUCGAAGAUUCCAGGAAGAGUACAGACAUGCACCUGGUCGGGAGCCCGCCGACCGCUACUACGCCAACGCCGGACAUGCGUUAGCUCCGGCCACCAGCGCUAACGACAGUGAGCAACAGAGUAUGUCCAGCGACGCCGACACGCUUUCUCUCACUGACAGCAGCGUAGAUGGCAUCCCACCCUACAGAUACCACAAACCUCAUCGGCGGGAGAUGCAUGAAAGCGUUCGAGCAAACGGGCGCGUGCCGCUGCCUCUCAUUCCCCGCACCAAUAGGAUUCCAAAGGACAUUCACGUGGCGCCGGAGCGCUUCGCCGCCAACCUGAUCCUACGCCUGGAAGGCGUCCUGAGAGAGAGGGAGACGGAGGAGCGACUGAGGAAAUUACGACUGGAAGAGGAAGGCGAUGAAGGCUUCCCCGCUGGUAUUCACCCGCAGAAAUACGUCGACUACUAUGGCCCCUUCCUGAGAGACGCCCACGAGGAGAACCCGGAGAGUAUCCUGGAUGAGCACGUCCAACGGGUCAUGAAAACUCCCGGCUGCCAAUCGCCGCGAACGGGCCGCCACUCUCCCAAGUCCCGCUCGCCGGACGCUUUUAAAGGGGCGGCGGGGACUGCGCCCCCUUGGGGCGUUCAGGCUAAACAUCCAUCCAGGCAUGCUCUCAAGGGAGAGUCGGGUCACCACUGCAAGCAUCACGUGCACCAGGCGGAAGCACCUUGGAGUGUGGGAUCCACAAACAUGGAGCAUGCAGGCUACGGGAGCAAAAGUGGCGCGCAGUGCAGACGAGCAUUCAAGCGUGAGGAGGAAGCAGCGGCCCCUGUGGAAGACUUGGAGAAAAAGCAGAAGAUCCUGAUGUGGCUCAUGGAAGGACAGAAGGAGAUGAUCCGACACAAGAGGAGCACGUACGGUAGCACUGCCGGAUCCAAGAAGGUCCCGGGUCCUCCCAGCUGCCCUUGGGACAACGUGCAGCCGUCGCAUCCUUUCAUCCAGGAUCCCACCAUGCCGCCCAACCCAGCCCCGAGCCCCCUCAUCCAACUAGAAGAGGUCCGUCGGCGCUUGGCGGAGGAGAAGAUGAUCAAGUCUGGAACGCUGCAGCCCAAGCAGAGGUAUGUGAUGGAGGUGAUCCAGCGGGGUCGCACUGCACUCAGGCCUGCACAGUUCCCGCCGCUCAGCGUUGUGCCCGCCGUGUCGGACUGCGAGCUCUCCGAGCCCGAGCAUAAAGCGACAAAAAAGCAAGUUUCCAACAGCAUGACGGUGGCGUACUACUUCUGCGGGGAGCCCAUACCGUACAGGACGUCCGUCAAGGGCCGGCUGGUGACACUCGGCCAGUUUAAAGAGCUGCUGACCAAGAAAGGAAACUACAGGUAUUAUUUCAAGAAGGUGAGCGACGAGUUUGACUGCGGGGUGGUGUUCGAGGAGGUGCGCGAGGACGACGCCACGCUCCCUAUCUUUGAGGAGAAGAUUAUUGGCAAAGUUGAAAAGAUCGACUAAGGUGCGAAGGUGAACAGGAAGUGAGUGGAAAGCGAAACAAGGAAGUGCUUAAUGGCUGCGCACGAUGUAGCUUUGUAAAGUUUACUUACGGAAAAGCGCUGCAGAUUUUUUUUUUUUUUUUUACAGUGUUAUAAUCACUUGAUCUUUCUAAAGUAACCACACUCUUUGCGAUUCUUUUUAUAUGUAUUGAUACCAGGCGUGUACAGUUUGUGGUAACAAAUAACAUUUUAUAUCUAUUUAAAUAUUUAAAAUUUGCUAUCCUAUCCAAGCCCCCCCUUCCCCGAUGGAGACGAUCACAAUCCUUUUUAAAAGGAUUAUAUUUAUGACUUGUUAUUUUUGAAUGCCACUUAAAGAGUAAUUUAUUAUUUUGUGACAUUUUAGUCAGGCAGCACUUUGGGCGCCUCAGUUUUAAUUGCGUGUCUUAAGGCGGCUUCUUGUAGCAAGGCCACCAUCGUGAUACCUUAUUACCGCAAAUUGAUAGGCCACCAUGACAUUGUAAAAUGAUUUUUAUUAUUAUUAUUAUUAGGCCACUGCAUUCAUUUCAACCAAGUGUUAGUAAAAUGGCCUCUAACGCUGAGGGUGCUGUCAAAACAAAUCCUAUGUACAUUUGAACAUCUAUGCAAAUGUUAUUGUGGUGGAUUAUUAUUAUUAAGAAAAAAAAAAAGUGAUCUAGAAUUGGCCUGUUCGAGGUUCUGUUCAUCUUUACGUACCACAGCAUUUUUUUUGGUGUGUGAAAAAUCUGAUUCCAGCAUCAAAGUCAGUGCCUCUCAUUUUGGUGCCUGGAAGGAUUGUCGCCUUUAAAUGUAAAUGAAAGCAGAUUAAGUAAGAGCUGUUACUAUUUUGGCCCCUUUGAGCAGGUGUGACACCUGGUUGAUGUUUAUCGGUAAACAGAUGCUACGCUAAAGAAUAUACAUGCUAAAAACGGCUUUCCCACCAUUACCAUGAAGACCUAGUAAGGAAGAGUUGAGGGGUUGCCAUGGCAGUACCUGAAUUGCAGUUUUCCAUAUGACAAGCCUGUGUUGCCUCACUAAUGUUUUCAAGGUAAUAUAAUCAGGGAAGCGCUUAUUUUGCUGACUUGACAUUUGUUUACAUGAGAUGCUAGGCUAAUGAAUGUACAUGCUAAAAACAUGCAGAAUUGUGUCACUUGAAUUUAGUGUUGUGGAAGCACACAAAACUAGUGGAAGGAGUCCUGGAUGAACCGCCACAUUAGAACCUAAAGCAGGCGUUGCCAUGGCAACAACCGACAACCCCCCGUUGUGCUUUAGAUGCAGUAUAAAACUAAUACAGUGUAUUUGUCAUAUUUGAAGGAAAUUAUUUAAUUUAUGGAACUCAUUUUUUCAUGUUGUAGUCUUAUGAGAUAAGCCGUUUUAGUUUCAAGCUCCCAAAUGUCAUUCAAAUGUAUAAAGCAACCAUCAGAGUGCCUUUAAUAUUAUUAUCAUUGUCAUCAUUGCUCCCAUUGUUGUUUGUUUGUAUGUAAAUAUGCGCGGCAUGAAGUGUCAUCAACCAGCAGCACAUUCAUAACCUCCCAAGAGAGAGAAAAAAGAAAACACUUGAAAAAAGGUACCUGGACAAUAAAAACAUGCAAUAAACCAA
Molecule: messenger RNA, 4177 nt
Organism: Syngnathus typhle (broad-nosed pipefish)
Lineage: Eukaryota; Metazoa; Chordata; Actinopteri; Syngnathiformes; Syngnathidae
Gene: axin1
Product: axin 1
Exons: 11
Coding region: 305-2584 (759 amino acids)
Biological process (GO): negative regulation of canonical Wnt signaling pathway
Source: RefSeq, a predicted model, not a curated record